Diabrotica balteata is the source of this 613-nucleotide messenger RNA. The record is from the annotation of a GenBank genome assembly. Lineage: Eukaryota; Metazoa; Arthropoda; Insecta; Coleoptera; Chrysomelidae.
UAAAUAAAAUCAUUUAAAAUUUAGUUCUGCAAUUAACUAACAUGGGUCGAAGGUAUUACUGUGAUUAUUGCGAUAAAUGCUUUAUAGAUGAUCUCGACGCUAGAAAGAAGCACUUACAAAGUUCCAACCACAUAAAACUUAGAAAUUUGCAUUAUGAAUCUUGUAGAGAUCCAGAAACAGUUUUAAAGGAGGAGCUUUUAAAAACACCAUGUAGACGAUUUUCCCAAGGUAGCUGUCCUUUUGAGGGAGUGUGUAGAUUCACUCAUUACUCUCCUGAAGAGUUGUGUGAACUUAGAAAGCAAGUUGAUCAUAUCCAACAAAUGAGGAGAAAACAAAAAGAAGAAGUACCACCUGUACCGCCUCUAGAAAAAUGGAUUGAACAGUAUGAAAUUAAUAAUAAAGAUUCAAGUGAUAAGGUGCAUCUAUUUUGGACUUAUCCUGAAAAUUUGGAAAACAGGAACGAUCUACCCCCUUCCCUCAUAAAAUUUAGACCCGAACAUUUUUAUGACGACAAUUUUGAGGAAUGGGGCAAAUGAAGUUUUUGUGCUCUGAACUGUUAAUUGGAAAUCGAUGAUUAACAAUGUACGGGCUAAAAAUAAAGUUAUAUUUUUUC